Molecule: messenger RNA, 7398 nt
Organism: Fusarium coffeatum
Lineage: Eukaryota; Fungi; Ascomycota; Sordariomycetes; Hypocreales; Nectriaceae
Exons: 4
Coding region: 1-7398 (2465 amino acids)
Biological process (GO): secondary metabolite biosynthetic process; fatty acid biosynthetic process
Molecular function (GO): phosphopantetheine binding; oxidoreductase activity; fatty acid synthase activity
Source: RefSeq, a predicted model, not a curated record
AUGAUCAACGAUAUUGGUAACGAGUCCAACCAUCACAACGACUAUGCUGCCAGAAACGGCACGCAUACCAACGGCAAUGGUGUGCACACCAGCCAAAGCACAACUAGUGAUGGCCAUUCCAACUCACCUUCGGCUGAGCCCAUCGCCAUUUGCGGCAUGUCAGUCCGUCUUCCAGGCGGCCUUCAUACACCACAAGAGCUUUGGAAAUUCUUAGUCGACAAAGGCGAUGCUCGAGGACCAGUCCCUAAGUCAAGAUACAAUGCCUCCGCGUACUAUUCCGAAACCAUGAAGCCAGGAACGGUCAAGACCGAGUAUGGCUAUUUCCUUAAUGAGAGUAUCGACAUAGCCAGCGUCGACACCUCCUUCUUCACCAUGCGCAAGGCUGAAGUUGAACGUGCCGAUCCGCAGCAGCGCCAAAUGCUAGAGGUUGCUAGAGAGUGUCUUGAGGAUGCGGGCGAAUACGACUGGAAGGGAAGACCAAUUGGCUGCUUUAUGGGCAGUUUUGGAGAGGAUUGGGUCGAGAUGUUUGCCAAAGAGGCUCAGCAGUAUGGUCUUUACCGAGUUAUGGGCUACGGUGAUUUCAUGCUGUCUAAUCGAGUCUCUUAUGAGCUAGAUCUUAUGGGUCCAAGCCAAGUCGUCCGUACUGGAUGCUCAGCAGCUUUAGUUGCGCUCCACGAGGCAUGUCUUGCGUUGUCGCGAGGGGACUGUGAAGGUGCCAUUGUCGGCGGCGCUAACCUCAUAAUGGCGCCUGGCAUGACAGUCGCGAUGACUGAGCAGGGUGUUCUGUCACCUGACGGCUCGUGCAAAACAUUCUCUGCUGAUGCCAAUGGGUACGCCCGAGGAGAAGCAAUAUCUGCCGUUUUUGUCAAGCCUCUUAGUGCUGCCAUCCGCGAUGGAAAUCCCAUUCGAGCCGUUAUCCGAUCAACAGCUUCGAACAGUGACGGCAGAGGUACGGCGGGUGGUAUUCAGGUGCCGAAUGACGUGGCGCAGGAGGCUUUGAUCAGAAGGGCAUACAAGACAGCGGGCAUUAGCGACUUUUCACAGACAGCCUUCGUCGAGUGCCAUGGAACAGGAACCGCUAUCGGAGACCCCAUCGAGACAAAGGCCGUUGGGCGCGUAUUUGGUCCUUCUGGAGGCGUGUACAUUGGCUCUGUCAAGCCCAAUCUCGGUCACUCUGAAGGUGCUUCAGGUCUUACGUCACUGAUCAAAGCGGUCCUGGCUCUCGAAAAUCGCACUAUCCCUCCAAACAUCAAGUUCAACAACCCAAAUCCUGAUAUCCCUUGGUACUCAAGCAGCCUGUCUGUUCCGACAGAGCCUGUGCCAUGGCCAGCGACCAAGCAUGAGCGCAUUAGCGUCAACUCGUUUGGAAUCGGCGGUACCAACGCUCAUGUCAUUCUCGACUCGGCCGACAGCUUCAAAUUAAAUCCUCCUGCGAAGCGCGACAUCACCUCACCCCGACUACUGGUGUUUUCGGCGAACGCGGCCGAUUCCUUGCAGAGGAUGAUAAUCAAUUACCAAGAAUAUGCCGAGAAGAAUCCGGAGAGAGUGAAUGAUCUCGCUUUUACUUUAGGACAUAAGCGCGAGCAUUUGCCACACAGAGCUUUUGCUGUGGCCAGUCCUCUUGGCUCUCUCACAAUCUCCCCACUCAGCAAGGCCGGAAACAAGCCCAACAUUGUCAUGGUCUUUACUGGCCAAGGAGCCCAAUGGCCUCAAAUGGGCAGAGCCUUGAUCCAUAGCUCCGACUUUCCCAUCUUCAGACAGACCAUCGAAGCCUUGGAUUCACAUCUUCAGUUUUUAAAAGACGCCCCCCAAUGGACUAUUAUGGACGAGCUUCAAAAGUCACCCAAAGACAGUAGACUCGGUUCGGCCGAACUGUCGCAACCCCUCUGCACAGCAUUACAAAUUGCUUUGGUAGACACCCUCGAUUCAAUUGGUGUACGGCCUGAAGGUGUGGUAGGCCAUUCCAGUGGUGAGGUCGCGGGUGCUUACGCUGCUGGGGCAAUCACUGCAAGGGAAGCUAUUAUAAUCGCCUUUUACCGUGGUCUUGUCACGAAACGCCAGACAAAGCCUGGAUCUAUGGCUGCAAUUGGUAUGGGUGCUGAAGAUGUUGAACAGUAUUUACAAUCGGGAGUUGUUAUUGCCUGCGAGAAUUCCCCGAAGAGCAUCACAAUUGCCGGCGACACCGAUGCGGUAGAGGCGACGGUCGAUGUAGUAAAGGCGUCGAGGCCAGGUGUUUUGGCACGACUUCUUCAAGUCGAUAUGGCAUAUCACUCUCAUCAUAUGAAAGAGAUUGGGGGUGACUAUCAUAGUCUGAUGGAAGACAAAAUAUCACCCAAGAAGCCCACCAAGGUGUUUCUCAGCAGUGUCACUGGUCAAUCGCUCACCGAUGCCUCUGACUUUGGUCCACACUAUUGGCAGAGGAACAUGGAGUCCAGAGUGCUCUUCAGCCCUGCCGUCUCAGCGAUCAUCAAGCAACAAAACAUCAAGAACCCAGUGUUCCUGGAGAUUGGGCCCCACCCCGCCCUGGCCGGUCCUCUGCGACAGAUUCAGAGCAAGCACUCCACUUCAUCGCCCUAUUUCUCUGUUCUGACUCGCAAUCAGAAUGAUGAACAAUGCUUCCUCACAUCUGUUGGCACUCUCUUUACCCUCAACGCUCGUGUCGAUUUGACCAAGGCCAUUCCCAAGGGUAGUGUGUUGCCGGACCUACCAAGAUACCCGUGGAAUCAUUCCGAACGACACUGGUAUGAGUCGAGGCUGACUAAAGAAUGGCGAGAGCGCGAGUUUAAAUAUCACGAUCUACUUGGUAUUCGUGUCCCGGAAAGCACCGACUCAAAUGUCCUUUUCCGUAACUUGUUCCACCUUAACAAUGUGCCAUGGAUUCGAGAUCACAUGGUAGGAGAGGAUAUCAUCUUCCCAUUUGCUGGUUAUGCUGGUAUGAUUGGUGAAGCCGUACGACAGCUGACCCACGUCAAUGAAGCGUUCAAAAUGCGAGCCGUCAGAGUUAGCACAGCUUUGGUCCUCGCUGAGGGCAAGCCUGUUGAGAUGAUGACAACCCUCCGUCGAAAGCAGUUGACUGACUCCCUUGACAGUGACUGGUGGGAGUUUACAAUUACUUCAUAUAACGGUGCAUGUUGGACCAAGCAUUGUUCUGGUGAAGCGACGUCUCAUAGCGAGAGCAGUGGGGAUACAGCUGAUCGGGAACAAUUCCUACGCAAAGUCGAUACUAGUCGUUGUUACGAAUCUAUGGCCAGGUCAGGUUUACGAUUUGGACCAGAGUUUCAACGACUCAACGACAUUCGAGCCGAUACCCUUGAUCAAAGGGCACAGUCAAAGGCAAUUGGGAGGUCUGGGGACGAUAUCAACUAUCACCUUCAUCCGACAAUUAUUGAUUCUUCCCUGCAGCUUCUUAGUGUAGCUGUUUCGCGAGGAUUCGCCGAACGAUUUGACAAAACCAUGGUUCCUACCAACAUUGAUGAGAUGUGCAUUUAUCGCGCUGCCACCGGAGACUUUGACGUCCGAGCGGACGCGUCUUAUACUGCUACUGGAUCUGUUCUUGGUGGGGGCCACAUUGUCGACUCUCAAGGCCAGCUUGUCCUUCAAAGCCAAGGUAUCAGGCUUACUACUGUUGGAGAACAAAGUGGAGGGGGGUCUGAUGAGCCGACCGCACGAUCCGAGUGGGCUCCUCACAUUGACUUUCUGGACACAGAGAGCCUCAUCAAACCUUCCAUUGAUCAUGGACAGCAUAUGCCGGAUCUUACAGCCUUGUACCAAAUGUGCAUGGUGCAUAGCAAGCGCAAGCUCGCAAAUCUCGACACCACCAUUGAGCACAUGCACAAAUACCAAGCAUGGAUCGAGCGGCAGAUUCAAAUUGAGGGUUUAGAAUCUCUAGAAUGUCUUGCCGACAAAGAGAUUGAGUCAAGGAUUGGCGACUUGUUGUCAAAGCUAAACCAGUCGUCGGGCAAAGAUGCUGCUAUCGCCAUUGAGAAGGUGUUUGCCAACGCUUCCAACAUCUUUACCGGCGAGAAAGAGGCUCUUGACGUCCUUUUAUCCGACCAGACCUUGAGCAAGCUCUAUACUUUUAUGGAUCAAUGCGACGAGUCGGAGUUUGUCAAACAUCUUACUCACAGCAAGCCCAAUCUAAGAGUUCUGGAAAUUGGUGGUGGAACCGGCGGCUCAACUGCUCAACAGUUGAAGUACCUAACACCGCCAGGGAAGGUGUUUUACUCGAACUACACAUUCACGGAUAUUUCAUCUGGCUUCUUCGUAAAUGCUAAGGAGCGGUUCAAGAACUACCCAAACAUGGAAUUUGCGACGUUGGAUAUCAGUCGAGACCCCUUCGAGCAGGGUUUCGACGGUCGAGAAUAUGACCUUAUCCUGGCUACCAACGUCAUUCAUGCAACCCGGUCACUCAACGAAACAUUGAGAAACGUACGCAAGCUUCUAAGUCGUGAUGGAAGAUUCGUACUCCAUGAGUUGACACCAACUUCAAAAUGGAUCAAUUACAUCUUUGGCACACUAGCAGGAUGGUGGUAUGGUGAGGAGGAUGGCCGAUCGCAAGAGCCAUACAUCAGCAGAGAUCGAUGGGCGGAGGAGUUACAGGCUGCUGGCUUCAAGGCUCCAGAUGCAGCAGUUCUAGACUCAGCGGACCCGCAUCAACUGAAUGCCAUGAUCAUCUCCAGACCAGCUAUUGAAACGUCUCUGGAUAUAAACGUGGAGCUCUGGACCCUUUCAAGCGCGGAGAGUGAGGUUGAAAGGAAACUGCGCCAAAGCUUAGAGCAGAGAGGAUAUACCAUCUAUCGAAGAGGAAUAUUCGACAGCGCCACACCUACCGGACACAGCAUCAUCGCGUUGUUGGAUGAAGACGAACCAUUCUUUGAGAACAUGACCGAGGAAAAGCUUGAUUCUUUCAAGUCCUUGACAACCAACCUUGGAAACAGUGGUCUCCUUUGGGUUACACAUCUCUCCCAAAUACAGUGCUCGGAUCCUGGGUUCGGACAGGUGCUGGGUGCAGCCCGGGCUCUUCGUUCUGAAAUGCUCCUCAAUUUCGGCAUCUGUGAAGUCGACAACAUGGUGGAGUCAUGCGACAAGAUCAUAGACGUUUUCGAGAGAUUCCAACAGCAGCAAGAGGACGAGACUCUGAAACCUGACUACGAAUAUGCUAUUGUGGACAAUACCGUUCAUGUCAGCCGCAUACAUCCCUUUUCCGCCCAGGAGAGUCUCUUAAUUCCUGACCAAGACGAACCAGUGGCGCUGCGGACGAGCAAACCUGGUAGAUUGGACGCUUUGCAUUGGGCCAGUUACCAAACGCCCGCACUAGAAGGGGACGACGUUGAAGUUCAGGUCCAAGCUGCAGGUCUAAACUUCAAGGACAUUCUCUGUGCCAUGGGUAUCGUUGAAGGUGACAAUGGCUUCGGUCUCGAAGGUGCUGGCAUUGUUAAUCGCAUCGGGCCCAAUGUCAAGGGACUCCAGCCCGGAGAUCGUGUUCUUUUCAUCGCACACGAUUCCUUUGCUACUCAUGUUGCCAUGUCCGAGAAUCUUUGCGAGAAGAUCCCUGAUGAUCUCUCAUUCGAAGAUGCAGCAACCAUACCUUGUGUGUUUGCCACGUCAUACUACUCAAUUUUUAACAUGGGAAACCUCAAGAAAGGACAGUCUAUACUGAUUCACAGUGCCUGUGGUGGUGUUGGCAUCGCUACUAUCCAGUUGGGCCAGAUGGCAGGCGCAAAGAUCUAUGCCACUGUUAGCAGUGAGGAAAAGAUCAGGUAUCUCGCAGACAACUUUGGUCUUGAUCGGUCUCGCAUAUUUAACUCUCGCAACGAGUCGUUUGUCGACGACCUCAUGAAUAAUACUAACGGCGAAGGUGUUGAUUUGGCGCUCAAUUCACUCUCUGGGGAGCUUCUACAUGCGACCUGGAAGUGUAUCGCGCCAUUUGGUAGGAUGCUCGAAAUUGGUAAGCGAGAUUUGAUCGGGUCUGGCAAACUUGAUAUGAGCGUAUUUUUGGACAACCGCACCUACGCGUGUAUCGACCUUGAUCAGCUUUGUAUCAAGCGAAAGAAGAUUGCAAAAGAGCUACUGAGAGAUAUUAUCAGCCUUUACAAAGAAGGUCACAUCAGCCCAAUCAGACCUAUUAAAGUUUAUCGCCCGCAGGAUAUACUUGAUAGUUUCAGAUACAUGCAGCAGGGCGUUCAUCUUGGCAAGAUUGUGGUCUCUAUGAACACGGAAUCUGGUCCGCGCCUGGACGCCAAACUCCGAAAGCAACCUAUACGUCUCGAUAGCUCAGGUGCCUACCUUCUUGUUGGUGGACUCGGAGGCUUGGGACGAUCAAUCUCGCGAUGGUUGGUUCAGCGAGGAGCCCGUAAUCUGAUUUAUCUUUCCCGUAGCGCAGGGACUAGCGUACGUCAUACAGAUCUACAGCAAGAACUCGAAAGUCUUGGAUGCACAGUUAGCUUUGUCCAAGGAAGCAUCACCAGCGUUGGUGAUGUGAACACGGCGAUCGCUAGGGCCAACGGGAGUCUCAAGGGAGUGUUGCAGAUGUCUAUGGUCCUUGCCGACCAGGGCUUCCCGAGAAUGACAAUAGAUGAGUGGAACACCGCCGUCGACCCAAAGGUCAAGGGAACGUGGAAUCUUCACAAUGCCACGCUCAAGGCCAAAGCAGACCUUGACUUUUUUAUCCUCUUCAGCUCUCUAUCUGGCGUGGUGGGACAGCCUGGACAAGUUAACUAUGCCGGGGCCAAUACCUUUCUUGACGCCUUUGCCAAUUACCGAAGGGGCUUGGGUUUGCCAGCCUGCUCAAUCGAUAUCGGGGCAGUGGAAGAGGUCGGGUAUCUGGCUGAAAAUCAGUCCAUCAUGCAAAAGCUGCGAGUCACCGGUUUCAAUGGCAGUGUAUCAGAACACGAGUUUCUCGAUGCAUUGGAGGCGGCGAUGGCCAAGACUUCAGACAACUUCUGUCUUGGCUUUCGUCCUGAGGUGUCACUCAGUGACCCAGCCAACCGUUCUCUCUGGAAGAAAGACGUUCGCAUGGCAGUCUAUCACAAUAACGGAGGAGUCACUAAAGCUUCGACGGGUUCAACCAAUGACGAGCUUAAAUCAUUCAUUACAAAAGCCAAGCAAGAUCCCACCAUCCUCAAACAGCCCGAAUCGUCUCGCUUGCUUGCGCAGGAGAUUGGAAAGAAGGUAUUUGGUCUCCUGCUAAAACCUGUUGAGGACCUGCAAACAUCCUCAUCUCUGUCAGAGUUGGGCAUGGAUUCUCUGGUAGCGAUCGAGGUCCGGCAAUGGUGGAAAACCGUUUUCCAAUUCGACAUUAGUGUACUUGAGAUGAUGGCUAUGGGAAGUCUUGAUAUGCUGGGAGAGCAUGCUACUAGGGGCCUGUUCCAAGUUUUAGGAGGGAAGCAGGCUAAUUGA